This is a messenger RNA of Labeo rohita (rohu), 801 nucleotides long. RefSeq names its product gastrula zinc finger protein XlCGF57.1. The coding region runs from base 1 to 801 and encodes 266 amino acids. The record is from RefSeq and is a predicted model, not a curated record. Gene Ontology annotation, molecular function: DNA-binding transcription factor activity, RNA polymerase II-specific; RNA polymerase II cis-regulatory region sequence-specific DNA binding. The transcript has a single exon. Lineage: Eukaryota; Metazoa; Chordata; Actinopteri; Cypriniformes; Cyprinidae. Gene Ontology annotation, biological process: regulation of transcription by RNA polymerase II.
AUGCACAUGAGAGUUCACACUGAAGACAAGCCUUACACCUGCACUGAGUGUGGAAGGAGUUUUGAUCGAAAUGGAUACCUUGAAGUGCACAUGAGAAGUCACACUGGAGAGAAGCCUUUCACCUGUGAACAGUGCGGAGUCAGUUUCACUCAUGUAGGAAACCUUAACAGGCACAUGAAAAUUCACUCUGCAGUGGAGUUUUUUAUCUGCAAACAUUGUGGAAAACUAUUCAAUAGAAAAGCAAACCUUAAUGACCACAGGAGAGUUCACACUGGGGAGAGCCCUUUCACUUGUCAACUGUGUGGAAAGAGUUUUACUGUAAAGGUAAACCUUAACAAGCACAUGAGAAUUCACACUGGAGACAAGUGUUACACCUGCCCUGAGUGUGGAAAGAAUUUCGAUCAACAUGAAUACCUUAAAGCGCAUAUGAGAAUUCACACUAGAGAGGGUCAUUUUAUCUGCCAACAGUGUGGAAUGAGCUUUAAUAAAAAAGGAUUCUUUAAUAGACACAUGAGAAUUCACACUGGAGCUGACCAUUAUGUGUGCCGUCAAUGUGGAAAAGGUUUCAACCGAAAAGGAAAAUUUACCAGGCACAUGAAAACUCACACUGGAAAAAAAGGUUAUCUAUGCCCUCAGUGUGGAGAGACUUUCGAUGAACAUGGAAGCCUUAAAGCCCACAUUGGAGUUCACACUGGAGAGAAUCCCUUUACCUGCCAACAGUGUGGAAAAAGUUUUACUCAAAAAGGAAACCUUAACAAGCACAUUAGAAAAUUAUGCUGCAAAUAUUCAACACAAACUUGA